This is a messenger RNA of Cherax quadricarinatus, 5858 nucleotides long. NCBI's taxonomy places the organism in Eukaryota, Metazoa, Arthropoda, Malacostraca, Decapoda, Parastacidae. The record is from RefSeq and is a predicted model, not a curated record.
AGAACGAUCAGCUCUAGGGGGGGACGCCAUGCUGCGUCACCAAGAGAUGAAUUUGGUGGCUUGAUCUCUCAUGACCUUCUCCGUGAUGCAACAACUACUGAGCACCCUCUAGGAACACCAGAAAUCCUUGGCAAAGGCACUCGCGAUUCUUUGGAGUUUGAGUGGCAAAUGACAAAUUGGUCCGAGUGUUCGCAGACGUGUGGCUUCACCAGCUCUUCUAGUGGUUACCAGGUUCGUUCAAUCCAAUGCCUGGUGAGAGUGAACAAUGUGAGUCGACAGUAGAUGGAGCCUUGUGUGUUGAUGCUGGACUUGAAGCUCCAGUCACCAUACAGCGAUGUGGUCUUACAGAGUGUCCACAGUGGCAUUUUGGAGAGUGGUCGGAGUGCGAGUCAUCACGGUGUUUCACACUUCAUUAUGCGUUUCAGCGUCGUGAUGUGGUGUGCCGUUUACAUAAUGGGACGGUAGUCAGUGCCUCGCAGUGUGAUGAUCGAACUCGUCCACGGCAUCGACAAGAAUGUUACAACUAUCAGUGCUCUGGAGUGUGGCGAGUGGGCGAGUGGUCUGAGUGUACUGCACCAUGUGGAGGCCAGGGGUAUCGAACUCGACUCUUGCAGUGUGUUUGGAAUGGAACAAAGAAAGCUGCUGGCAACGCCUGCCGGGAACUUCCCCGUCCUGAGGUGGUUCGCUGGUGCGAUGGUGAACCCUGCCCUGACCUCAGUAUGUAAUAUGGAAUCCAAAUCACCAAAUCAUGGGUCAAGGCCAAGAGGUCGCCAGGUGAGGAGGAAACCAAGGAGUUGAGUGAAUGCCGGGAUCGGAGUAAGUACUGCAACAUUGUCAAGAGGAUGAACAUGUGCCGUAUACCAACUUACCGCAAACAGUGUUGCCGCUCCUGUCCUUAGCAGGACAUCUUAUUUCCUCGCCGUGGAGACACUUUUCCUAAGCCUCACCACAGCGCUACUGAAAUACCAGUUACAGGUACAGGGACCCAUUCACCUAGACCAUGUAAUCGCCAUCACUUACUAUCACAGGGCUAUUUUAUUCACUUUAAUUUGAGUAAAUCAGAAUGCUAACGUGUGUGAUGAGGUACUGAAGAACAGUAACUUAAAAUUACUAAGUGAAACUAGCUAGCUGUUGAUUGAUGUAUUAUUAGUGGAUUAUUACUCGUGUGUAACAUCUUCCUACAAUGCUACACGUCACAGAUUUUAAGCAGUUUAAGAUUAUACAGCCUUGUGUGCAAGUUAAGAAGCUGGUUAUUAUCUUGAACAUGGUAUAUCAAGGUUAAGUAUUCCUUGAUAGGGAAUAAAGAGGUCCUAAGCCAGUAACUAGUGAUGAAUAGCAAAUAUGUAAGUGAUGUGGAUGCUGAGUCAACAUCAGUCUUCUGGUGUGAAGAACAAAACAUUAGCCUGAACUGCAACACACUGUAUAUAUUAAAUGUCAGUCAUUAUAAAGUUCCAGCAGUUUUAUAUAGAGAGACAUUAGCAUAUUUACAUAAUAUUGGUUAGAUAGACAUGCUAAAACUGGGCAGUAGUUGCUUGAAUAUCUCAUUAACGAAAUAUUCGAUAAUAUGGUACCGUUUAUACCAAGCAUCAGAAAAUGCAAGAGGUAGCUAUAUUAUAAACUGUCAUAGUUUAUGUGCACUAAAGUAAUGAAUAAUUCUGGGUUCAUUUAUCACAGGAUAGUCCUAGAACAUAGAGAGAGAGAGGAGAGAGAGAGGAUCUGAACUUUGUGAAGGUGCUAGAUAUAUAAUUUUAAACAAUUAUAAAUCUUCCGAAUUGUUUCGUAAUGCUACUUUAGUCAGUACGUAGCAUUUUAUCCUAAUUUUAAUGAAAAUGUUCAUUGCGCAUACAAUAUCUGAUGUAGUGUUAUAUUGCAUUUAACUUCUAUUAACACAUUUAUUUUGGUGAUAUAUGGAGGAACUCUCACCUCUUAUUUUUAAUAAGUUCUUUUGAUGAUCUCAUGUAAAAAGACUAACUUGUGCUCUAUUACAUCUGAUGCCUACCACACGUUUAGUACAUCAACAUUGUUGACAAUGUUUCCCCAUGAGUACGUAAUUACAAAACCUCUCUAACUGCACUGUAUUAUCUAUUUUGUUAACUAUUUAAUUCAUGUGACUAGCAGGAUGCUGUGUUGUGAAGAAUAUUUCCCCUUUGAGGGGAAAAAUCUUGAGGACUACGUCCCUGUGAGGAGUGUCAUGAAGUGUCCCUCACUGGGAGGUAUCCUCGAAGUAUUCCUCAGUGUUUAGAAGGGUGAAAUAGAAUAUUGCUGGUAAGUAUGAAGACAGACAAAAUUUGCAGAACCAGAUUUUACUGGGAUAACAUUUCGCUCUGUCAGGGCACGACUGACUUGAAGCUCUACACAGAGCAGGACAUAACGACAUGGCUGUAUACAGGAUGAAAUAUAAACUUAGUAAAGUUCUGCACUGAGCAAAAUUUUGUCUCUAUAAGGGCCUGUUCUGCAACUUUUCUUUUUAUCUUCUAACACUUUUUAACAGUGUUGGAGAUAAGAUAUGCAGUAAGAGUCAUCUUGUGUGGAAUAUGCUGUAGACUAUAUGUGCAGCCUCUCGUAUCUCAGGCACCACGAAGAUGAACAUAAAUAUUGCAUAAUUACUAUUCAAAUACAAAUAAAUUCUCACAUUUAAUUCAUAUCUGACAGUAAUUUAUGCCCACUUUGGGAGAGGCCAUGGGACCUAAUGUGACUUAAGCUCAUCCAAGCUGGCACACAAACCUAAGUUAGGGUUACACAAUACGUAUAUGAUUUAGCUGUCUGCAGGCAUGGUAUUUCUGUAACAUAUAGAUAACGUCUUAGAUAAGUGUCGUAAGCAUCCCUGUAUUGUAGAGCAAUAACACCCUAAUUGACAUGUAUGUACAGUAGAUCUUAAUCUGUAACACGUAAUAUAAAGAAAGUCCAAGGUACUGUAUAUGGUACAUCGUGAUGCUGCUGUAAUAUUUAUUAGUUUAUGUUUUUUUAUAUUACCCCAUGUAAAGUAAUACUGUACUUUGAAUUACGAUUAAUACAAUAAACUUGAUCUUGUGGGCAUGUAAUAUAUGCAUUGUUCUGUGGACAGUUCCACCAUGCUCAUCAUUAAUAAUUUCCAUUAUAAUAUACAGGGAGUUUAAAAAAUCACAAUACAGGGUACUGUAAUAGCCAGGUAUAUGAUACCAACAAGUUGAGGAAAAGGACACGUAUCAUAGGCAUGAAGAAGGUUCCAGGAUUGUAACGUUUCCUAAUAAUAAUAUCCUAAGUGUUUGCUCACGUGUCCUUUUCCUCAAAGGGUACCUACAAUAAACUUAAAAUUGUAAAACUGUCACUAUGUACUUGAAUCUUUUGCCAGUUUCGUUUCAUGAAAUUAAUAACCUAUAUCACCAUUUUUGUUUUUGGCAAUACAUACUGUAAUGAUAAAAUCUAUGUAUGGAAAGUUGUUCCAUAAUGUGUAAGAAAAUUUUGGCCCUUCAAUUUGGCUAGAUUUUUCUUAUGUGGGUUGGGAUCCUGAUACAGGUGCUCCUUGACUUAUGAUGAUGGGGUUAUGUAAGUCGAAUAUAAAUAAGUAAAUAACUACUGCCAUUGAAUAAGUAAAUAAAUAAUUACUGUAACUAAAUACCAGUAUUGAAAAGUAAAUAAAUAAUUACAAGUUAUGGACUUGCUACCUUCAUGCUGGGUAGUAAGUUUCACCCCCAAAGUAAUUGCUUUUGCACCAUUGUAAAGUCAAAAUAUCGUAAGUCGAACCAUCAUAAGUCGAGGAGCAUCUGUACACCUUCAGUACAUUCUGAAUGAUUCUACUGUAUAUUGUUUACUAAUGUUUCAUGCCACAAGGUCAGGGUCACAUUCAGACUACCUCAGUUUGAUUGUAAAAGAAGCUUGUGAUGCCAGACUAGCAAAAAAAUAUAUCUCAUGGUGAAAGUAAUGGUUAUUAGAAUACAAGCUGGGAUACAAGCCAUAGUAUAUACUUAUGAGGAAGUUUAUUGAAUGAAUAUAUGACAGAUUAUGAAGAUAUUUAAUUGACAUUAAGAGUUUAGUAUAAAAGAGAGUGAAUGUUUUUGAUAUAGUUUGAAAGGUAAUAUUGUGUAAGACAUAAUAAAUUGUUAGACCAAAAAGAAAUUAAUAUAAAUAAGCACUUUUAACUUGAUUAAGUUAGUAAUGAGAGUUAUACAGUUAGAAUCACACAGUAAGAGUUAUACAGUUAGUAAGAAUCACAGUAAGGAGAGUUACACAGUUUACACAGCCCAACAUUGAGAUUAAAUUCUCCUCAGCAGCUGUUAAUAGCACUUUCAGGUCAGUGGUUGAGGAGGGUUAUUGGAACAUUAUAAUACAGUAUCCAUGUUUAUUAUUGGUCAGUCUCCUCACUAAGCAUUUAUUUAAAUCCUUCAGUAGUGGAGAGCUAGAAGCAUAUACAGUUAAACUAAUAGUUUAUUUUUACUAGUUCCAUCAGGAUCUAAUAUUGAUUAUUAUUAUAUUCAUGGGAAAGAGUGAGACUCAUAAAGAGCACCUGGGGAAUGGGAUUAUUAUUAUAAUCAAAAAGAGGUGCUAAGCCACAACUGGGGAAUGGGAGAUAAUCAGGUUUGAUCCAUGGUGGGAGAGGGUAGCUCCAAUUCAUUUGUUCAAAUAUGAUUGAGUGUGGAAUUGACUAACAUCUAACAAUUUAGUUUGAGCCAUUUCAGCUACAAAUUAUACUGACUGUACAAGACAGCACAAAAAAACUGAGAAUGGGUUAUUUAAACAUUACCCAUGUAACAGUGACAAUAACCCUUGUGGUUUAGCACUUCUUUUUGAUUAUAAUAAUAAUAACAGUGACAGCAUGGGAACCUCGGCCUUAAAUUUGGAAAGUAUCCUCAUAGAUGUAGAUAUAGAACAAAUUUCCACAUUCCAAAAAGGAAAAAAAAAUUGUCGUACAUCUGCGAUCUUUUGAAUCUGCUGCAGCCAUAUUUAAAAUUGUCAGAUUUGUAGAAAAUAAUAUUAACAGUCUGUUAAAAGUAGAGGUAACUAUAAUUUAUUAUAAGUCAGAUGCAGUUAUACUGGAAUAUCAUAUUAGAUUUUGAAUUGUACUUGUAUAGCUUGAAUUAUACACUGCAUUGUACAUACAAAAUUUAGUUAAAUAACUAUUAUUAUAUUCAUGGAAGGUACAAAAUCUAUAAGGAUAAUUCACUGCUACAGCUAAAUUUUCCGAAAUAAACAUGCAACAAGUUUUGUUAACUUUUACAUGGUAUUAAAUAUGAAAUAAGAAAAAUAUGCUACUUUAUUAAACUAUUAACAAAAACAAUUUAGUUUAGUAUGUAAAACUUAGUGCAGUGAACCAUUGUUAAGUCAUUCAUGAGUUGAAACCCUCCCAUUCUUUAAUCCUCAAAAUCCUUUGGUUCUAGAUAUCUAGUUAGGGAAGCUAUUACUCAGUGGAGGUGCCAUGGGGGCUGAAGCACCCCAUAAUUUCCAUCAGCCUCCACAAAUAAAAUUAAUGUCAAUAAUAAUGCAACUUCAAGACAAGUAACAUAGUCCCCCCCCCCUCUUUCAACCAGACUGCAACCCAUAAGCCCCUCUAAUACACAGAUUAAGAGCUGCCCUGCUGUUACUGUUUGUAGCCAGUUACCUUUCAGUAUGGACGAUAAUAGCAACACAACUGCUAUGCAAGACUAUUGAAACAAGAGUAAAACUUCAUAUAUUUGCUAUUAUUUAUAUGUUAUUAGAGCAAAAGUAAGAGUAAUACUGGAGCAAUAAAGUGUGUGAAAGUUUUGCAAGAAAUUUAGAAUCUCAUGUCAUAAUUUAAAAACAAUCUGAUUUCUCACAAAUUUAGGGUAAGUUAUUGUUAGUACAAAAAAAAAAAAAGGAUGUUAGAGUUUGAGAGUUUCAUCAUAUUGAUGGAAGCAAUAACA